Molecule: messenger RNA, 1920 nt
Organism: Prorocentrum cordatum
Lineage: Eukaryota; Dinophyceae; Prorocentrales; Prorocentraceae
Source: the annotation of a GenBank genome assembly
AUGGCCCCCGAGAGGGGGGACGAGAAAGAGGACGAGAGCGAGAAGGAGGAGCUCGAUCGAGUGUCCAGGCGGGACCUUGAGAGGCAGAUCCAAGACCUGAGGCGCGAGAAGGUGCGCCUCGAGGAGAGCAUCAAGCAGAUGGACCGGGCCCAGGAACGGAUCUUCAGCUCUGAAAAGCGGCCAGGGAGACCAACGCCAGCGGACGAGGAGGACGCUUCCAAGCAGAAGCGCUCGAAGAGAGGCGGCGACGACGAGGGCGAGAAAGAGGAACGCGAGGAGGAGAAGGAUGACAAACCGGAUGCCGGGAAGAAGGGCGCCGAGGAUGGCGGCGACAAGGGCAGCGAGAAGGGCGGGGGCGGGGAGGCCGAGGAGAAGAGGGCCGGGGAGAAGAGGGGCGAGGGCUCCGACAACGGCUCCGACAAGGAGGACAGGGGCGCCGACAAGGAGAAGGCAAAGGACAAGGAGAAGGACGAUGACACCCGUCCGACGGGCUCCGCCAAAGGCAGGCCAGACAGGCGGAGCCGGCAGAUUUUCGGCGGCCUCCUGGGGCACCUGCAUGCCGCGAAGAGCCGGCUCGAGCAGGAGAGGGGCGAUCCGAAGAGCCAGCUCCGGCAGAAGGCUGAGGAGAAGUUGCAGGAGAAGAUCCAGCUGUCAAAGGUUAACAUCAAAGAGUUCAGGAAGGCCGAGUUCGAGAAGCAGAAGGUGGAGCAGCAGGAGAAAUGCAAGGAUAUAUUGAAACAGAUCGAGGAGAAGGAGUUGCUGCUUCUCCAGAAAAGGCUUGAGGAGCAUUAUGGCCUGAUGAUGAACUUCAUCAGAACCCAGGCGGAGCCUACAAUCUUCUAUCUUCCCGCCUCGCACAACGACAAGACGAGGGCACAGCUCGCGGAGACCCGAACGGCGAUCAAGCACAAGAUCUCCUCGUUGAAGGGGCAGCUGCAGCCGCCUGACGAGGAGCAGCUCGCCGCCGAGCUCCGGGAGCGCGCCGCCCGCAACUCCGCCGCGGAGGCCGCGAUGGCCGCCGCGGAGGGCGCGGCGCCGCCGCCCGCCGAGGAUGGCGGCGGCGAGGGCAGGGGCGUCGACGGCGAGGCGGAGCCGAAGCGGCGGGGGAGGGGCGACGGGGACGAGGCCGAGGAGGCCCCGAAGGAGGGCUCCGAGGCGGACCCCGAGGAUUUCUCCGAUGCGGACUCCAAGGCGGAGCCUGAAAACAAGGGCGCCGAGGACAGUGAGGGCGAGCCAAGUGCCAAGAAGAGGAAGACAGACGGCGACGUGAAUGCGGAUGAUGAGAAGGCUAUAUUCUCUGAGAUGAGCGAAGAGGCCGUCACGAUGGACGGCCUCGACUGCGUCCGACACCUCAAGGUCAAGGGCUCAUCCGCCGUCCUCACGAUCGCGGAGGACAGCGUGGUCAAGUGCACGGCGGGCGCCAUAGUCAACGCCGCCAACGAGGGCUGCCUGGGCGGCGGCGGCAUCGACGGCGUCAUCGUCAAGCUCGGCGGCGACGCCCUGGCUGCCGCCCGCCGAGCCCUCCCCGUCCUCACGGCCGAGCCAGACGGCCCGCGCUGCCGCACCGGCGACGCCAAGCUGACGCCCGCAGGCGAUCUGCCCUGCGAGUUUGUCAUCCACGCUGUCGGGCCAAACUUCCGGAACUAUCCUGACCAGAAGGAGGCAAUGACGCUGCUUGUCAGCGCUUACAGGAGUUCCAUGGAGCGCGCCCGCGAGAAAGGGGUCAAGAAGGUAGCGUUCUGCAUGUUGUCGGCCGGCAUCUUCCGCGGCGCAUGCCCGCUCCACGACAUCGUUGAGGCUGGUCUGAUGACGAUUGCUAAGCACGUGUAUCCCGGUCUCGAGCGAGUGUAUUUGUGCGCGUUCACCGACCAGGAAAAGGAAGAGCUGCGGGACAUCGUUUCUGCAAUGAAGUUACCCUAG